AUGGCCGCAGUGGUUAGCAAGAGAGAGAAAAAUGAGGUUCACUACACGAAGGUUAAAGAGUGCCUUAGCAAGUACAAUCAGAUUAUUUUGUUUGAGAUGAACCCAGUAAGAACCAAAGUCUUGCACAGGAUGAGGGAGAUGACACGCGAUGCUACCAAAAUUAUUUUUGGUAAAAAAUCGAUCAUAAAAAAAGCACUGGAAGGUGCUGAUGAAAAUUUUUUGAAGUGCAUGACUGCAAACACAUUCUUAAUGUUUACGAAUGAAGAGUCCUCCAGGAUGAUAGAUGUUGUUAUGAAACAUAAUGUGGCAGCAUCUGAGAAGUUGAUCCCAAAGGGAAUAUUGAGAAUCAACAAUGUGGCCGCACCUACGGUUAUAAAGAAAAAUCUUGAUAAGCUUAAUUUGACAACCAAAGAGAAAAACGGAAUGCUCAUUUUAGAGAAUGACAUCACCCUGGACACGGAGAGAGACAAAAAAUUGAUAAAACUACUUAAAAUGGAUGACACAAGCAUCAAUAUCAGACCAUUGUGUAUUAUUAGCAAUGGCAACUACCAAAAGAUUUAGGAUAUAAUAAAAAUUUAAACUGAUCUAUUA
Messenger RNA from Vavraia culicis subsp. floridensis, 591 nucleotides. RefSeq lists its product as uncharacterized. The transcript has a single exon. Lineage: Eukaryota; Fungi; Microsporidia; Pleistophoridae. The record is from RefSeq and is a predicted model, not a curated record. Bases 1 to 561 code for a protein of 186 amino acids.